CUAAAAACAGCCGUAGAAGAAGAAGCAGAAGAAGAAGGUUUGAAACAGCGCGCGGCCUGCUGUCAGACAAGAUGGCGGCCCUGGAGCGGAGCUUCAUCGAGAUCUGCGGCUUCGAGAGAGAAGCAGCCCGGAAGGGCCGAGAGGUGACCGUGGACCUCGGUGUGAGUGCUCUUCCUGGUGGGCUGAAGUUUGCAGACAGCGCUGGAGCGUUUCACUAUGAGGAGAGCGGGAAGCUGCUGUCAGUCACCAGCAACAGGUUCAUCCACUGGUCCACGUCUGGAGACUCGGUGCAGUUGGUGGAACAGUCUCUGGACACCAACCUGCUCAACAACUCAGUCAAACUCAAGUUCAGCCACUGCACAGUUUUACCUGGAGGAGUCUCCAUCCAGGAGACGCUCAGCAACGUUGUCGUCCUAAUCUGCACCAAUCAGAGCGUCCACAGGCUGGUGCUGCCGCAUCCGACACGCAUGUACCGCAGCGAGCUGGUGACCGAGCUGCACAUGCAGUCCAUCUUCACCGAUGUGGGGAAGCUGAGCCUGCAGGACUCAGCCCACAGCGCCAUCAUCCCCAGCCAGGUGGGCCAGACGGGGAGUCCGAGCAGCUCCACGGCCUGGCUCAGCUUCCAGGGGGAGGCUCACUAUGCUCUGGCUUCACCUGCAGGAGGCAUCGUGGUGGUGACGCUGCCGCCGCACGAUGCUCCAGGCAGCGUGUCAGUGGUGGAGCUGAAGCGGAGCUCCAUGAUGAGCCGGUUGUCCGGCUGGAUGCCCACAGCGAUCCGAGGAGAACAGAGUCCGGCCGACCUGGUGCUCAGUCUGGCGGUCAGGGAGCUGGAGGAAGACUCCUUCAUCUUCGCCCUCUGUCAGGAUCACAGGCUGCGCAUGUGGUCGCUCAGGGAGCAGGCCUGCCUGCUGGAGACCGACAUGUUGGAGUAUAUGCCGGCCUGUAAAGGUGUUCGCCGUCUGUCCGGUCAGGGCCACCGCCUCAGGCUCGCCUUUUCCACCACCACUGGCCUCUGCCUUGGAGUUUACCUGGCCGUACCUCAACGUGGGCAGUUCACCGUCCUGCAGCUGGUUGCCACCGACAACAACCGCUACAGCCUGGAGCACAUCUCCUCCCUGCUGAGCACACAGGUAACUGCAGUCAUACAGGUAGCUACACCUGUACAGGUAACUGCUAUUAAACCUGAUGCUGGUUCUGGUCCAGUCAGUGUGUAACUGUGUGUGUUUCACAGCAACACAGCAGGUCAGUGGAACCAGGUGUUUGUUCAGCCUCCCCCUGAAGAAGAAGUCCAGAUUGGAGUGGACCUGGACCCCCGGGAGACGUACCUGGAGGUUCUGUUCUCUCCGCUGAGAUUUACUGCUUCAGCCAUCGUUAAAGCCCUGCAGAUCUACCGGCGAGGCUCAGAGAGGAUCUCGGGUGUUUCCUGGGAGGGUCUGAAGAAGGAGGUCACCCAGGCUGUGGAGAUGGAGCUGCAGAGCAGCGUCACAGAGUUUGAGUUCUCUCAGGAGGAGUACCGACAGCUGCAGGUGGAGUUCUGGUCCCGGUUCUACUCCUGCUGCCUGCAGUACCAGGAGGCCCAGUCGGCUCCUCUGGGUCUGACGGUCAGUCAGCACACCGGCAUGGCCUGUCUGCUCAGAAAGGGUUUUGUUUCGUUCCUGCUGCCCUGCUUCGCUGUGGAUCACCUGUACCUGUCCUAUGAUCAGUACCUGUUCUCGGAGGAGGAGACGCCUGUCGCUGAAGACCCUGAGGUGAGCCGUGACGUCCUGCAGCUGGUUCAGUGUCUGCGGUUGGUCAGUGAUGCUGUUUCUCCAGAGAUGGCCUACGAGAUGGAGAAAGCUCUGGAUUACCUGCAGUCACCCGAGAGAGCCGCCGAGUUGGUGCUGGAGAACAUGCUCUGCAACGACAACGACAACGUGAUCGUGGACAUCCAGAACAAACUGCAGGAUGUCCGGAACCCCAUGGCAGCCAUGAUGGUUCUGCUGAGGGAGAUGGACCUGGAGACGGACUCAGAGCUCGGGGCGGAUGGCGUCAUCGCUCCUGGUCAGAGCCUGAACACCCGGAUCAGCCUGUCGCAGCUGUACGGCAGCAGCUCUGCGGUGUCGCUGGUCUGCCAGGCCGUCUGCCACAUGGCCAUGACCAGAGCGCUGUUCUGCAGAGACCUGCUCAUCCUGCAGAAGCUCUACCUGCGCUUCGGAGACAACGUGUUUCUGGGUGGGGGCGCUCAGCUGCUGCAGCUCCAGCAGGACUUGAUUCCUCGCAGCUCUCACCUGCUGUCGUCUUAUCACCUCCUGAAGCACAUCAGCCAGAACCUGGCCUCCUCCAUCCCCAUGGACACGCUAGACGCCAACCUGCAGCACCUCACCGUGCUGGAGCUGUCGGACUCUCCUGCUGCCGCCUGCAGCCGAUCAGUGCUGAGUCCUCAGACGGUGGUGGAGCUCUUCUAUCAGACCGUCGGUCGGAGGAUCAUCAUCUCUCAGGUCUACUCUCAGCAGCAGAGUAGCUCGGUGCUGCUGUGGAGCCACAUGAUGUCCAACGUGGUCCAGCUGCUGGCUCAGCUUCUUUGGCCCAGUAACCCUGGUUUCCAGUUCCCGGAGUGUCUGAUGGCCAACUGUCAGUACACCCAGCUGCAGGAAUACGUGCGUCUGAUUGGUCCGUGGUGUCAGGUGAACAUCGGUUCCUGUCGCUUCAUGCUGGGUCAGUGUUACCUUGCCAACGGGGAGGGUCAGAAGGCUCUGCAGUGUUUCCAGGAAGCAGCGACGGAGGUGGAGAAGGAGGAGUUCCUGAUGAAGCUGACGGGCAGCGAGGACGAAGAGUCCGCCUCCACGCCCCGGCUACAGUAUUACAACAAGGUGCUGCGGCUGCUGGAGGACGUGGGUUUACCUGAGCUGGUCAUCCAGCUCUCCUCUCUGGCCAUAACGGAGGCUGUCAGUGACACCAACAGCCAGGCGGCUCUGUGGACCAGAAUCUUCAAACAUCACCUGGACCUCGGACACAACAGUGAAGCUUAUGAAGCUUUGACACAGAACCCAGACAGCAGCAUGCAGCUGGAUUGUCUCCGUCAGCUGGUGGUGGUUCUGUGUGAACGAUCUCAGCUUCAGGAUCUGGUCCAGUUCCCCUACGUCAACCUGCACGAUGAGUGUCCCUCAGGCAGCUCCUCGGCAGCAGAACUCGUGUCGCUGCUGGUGCAGGUCGGACUCUUUGACUCGGCUCUUUCUCUGAGUCAGACCUUCAGACUCAACCUGACGCCGGUGUUCGAGGGUCUCACCUUCAAAUGCAUCAAGCUGCAGUUUGGGGGGGAGGAGUCUCACAAUGAGGCCUGGAGCUGGUUGGCUGCUAACCAGCUGACUGUGGUCAACACUAAGGAGUCCAGCGCUGCAGACGAGGCGUGGCGGCUGCUGGCCUCCUACCUGGACAGGUAUCCGUCAGCUAACGGGCAGCAUCACCGCUACGUCAUCCACAAGCUGCUGUCACAUGGUGUCCCUCUGCCUGAUUGGCUGGUCAAGUCCUACAAGCGCGUGGACGCUCCAUCUCUGCUCAGGCUGCUGCUGAACUUCGACCUGCUGGAUUCUGCUGCUGAGCUCGUGGUGGAAUACGUCGACGCUGUUCUGGGUCGAGGACAUCAGUACUUUGGAAUCGAGAGGCCUCUGUGUGCGACGUCUCCUCCUGCCUGGCUGCCGUACACGUCCAUCGAUCAGCUGCUUCAGGCUCUGAAUGAGACGCAGACUCACAGCAGCCUCUACAACAGAGUUCAGGACAAGCUGUCCGAGUAUCACCGGGUGGUGGAGCAGAUGACCAGACGCAGACUCAGAGCUGAAGCUGCUGCAAAAGCUCAAAGUGUUUUCUAAUGUUUUCUACUCGUCCUGUUUUUCACUGUACAUGAAUAAAGUGUUUCUUACUGAACUCUA
Messenger RNA from Stegastes partitus (bicolor damselfish), 3905 nucleotides. It is a transcript of the gene nup160, whose product is annotated as nucleoporin 160. Gene Ontology annotation, molecular function: structural constituent of nuclear pore. NCBI's taxonomy places the organism in Eukaryota, Metazoa, Chordata, Actinopteri, Pomacentridae. The transcript has 29 exons. The record is from RefSeq and is a predicted model, not a curated record. Gene Ontology annotation, cellular component: nuclear pore.